AUGACCAAUACUUUUUUAAAUCAACAAAACUUUUCCUCUUCCCCCAUGUGUCGGCUUUUCUUCCCUUUCAUCUCCUCCACUUCUCCACCUAUCAGUUCAACAACAGAAACAACAGAAAGGAAACAACAGCAAAAUAACUGUCAGAAAUCCUCCCGGCUAAAUAAUAGCCGGAGGAAUUAUUCUUCAAAUUCGUCUCUUUCCGCAGCCAUUUUCGCCUCUCUGUGCGUUUUUGCCGUCCAUUUGCCAGCAGUUGCUGGACUAGCUUGUUAUGAAACUGUUAAUAUAAAAAUAAUAAUGAUGCAAAAAUUUUUAAUUUUUGCAAAUUAUUUUUAA
Messenger RNA from Meloidogyne enterolobii, 333 nucleotides. The record is from the annotation of a GenBank genome assembly. Lineage: Eukaryota; Metazoa; Nematoda; Chromadorea; Rhabditida; Meloidogynidae.